UACCUUGCCAAGGAAGGAGCUCAAAUCGAGUUAAAUGGAUUCGCCGAUCGCCUACGCCGUCGACGACAAGGACCUAGACGAUGCCGCAUUAUGGGCUGUGAUUGACUCCGCUGCCGCUGCCUCUCUCUCCGCCUCCUCCACCUCCACUUCCACUCCAAAACAACGCACCAAACCCCUGACACCCAUUCCGUUCCCCCUUCCCUCCCCCCAACCAAAGUUACCAAACCAAGUUCGCAACCACCUCCAUAAUUACAACUACAACCCCGACGGCGAGGUUGUACAGAAUCAACGCCCUCAAAAAAUUUCCAGAACUACUAACAUGCUGACCGUUUCUGAGUCUAGUCCACCGCAACUGAUGGUGGUGAAGCACGUGCACCGCACUCCGACCACUCCCCAGCCGUAUAGUACUGAUUCUCCGGAGACGAAAAAUUUUGCUGUGACGAACUGUGACAGUCCAAUUGCCUCGGCGGUGAGUUAUGAGAAGACAGAGAUGAGACAUAGUUUGGCCGGCCAGUUUCCGACAGUUUCUCUGUUCAAGGAGUUCCAAAAUGCUGCUAUGGCGAUAUUGGAGAAAAGUGACUACACUAUGAUAUCUGGGAAUCGUUAUAUUAAGAAGUCAGGUUGGAGGAAGAUAUCAUUUUACUUCAAUCUGUCUUAUGAAAUUAAAGACAAGACCAUUGAAUUCGAUGAGAACCGCAAUGUUGCACGAGCAGAGUUUGUUGUCCGUGCAUACAUGCAGGGUGGAAGGUUUUCAGAUGGAUGGGGUUCAUGCGAACGGAGGGAGAAGAGAUUUCUGAAACCCAAUCAUGAUAUUCCCAGCACAGCAGAAACGAGAGCGAAAAAUAGAGCAUGCCAGGACUUGCUUGGAAUUGGAGAGUAUCAGCCUGGUGCGAGACAUGCUCAGGGAUAAAAUAUGGUUCGAAUUAUAGAGUUGUGGCAAAUGCACAAAUAAACUUACAUAAGGUACACCUUUGAACCAAGUAUACAAAUCCAAUUUUCUACUGUGAUAGGGGGCGCGCGAUUCAUAUAUAACUAAGUCUUGGCAACACAAAUCCUAGUGUCCACCAACUGCCAGAUGCUUCGGUAGAUUUUUCAAUCAAGGGAUCUCGAUAACAGCACAGCGACAUCAUAUCUACCAAAGAAAAUUUCCGUGGUUUGAACUUUUCAGCAGACUUGCUUAAAGUAUUAGAUCUCACAUCAUCUGAAGAUCAUACAAUUGCACUCAAUGUAUCAAAUGCAUUCUACUAUGAGGAAAAGUGAAAACAGCCCUUCGCUCCUUUUAAUCAUUGGCCGAGCAAAUAACAAAAAUAGGGUGGACGACAACUAAUUUUGUUGUUUAUCCUAUUUUAAAUUAUAAUUGAUAUCAUAAUGCUACUUGGAUUCAGGUAAGAUUACUGAAUCCUGUUUGCGAAGAUUAUGAGCACUCUAAAACAGGUUGAAUUUUGGUUCGUCGUCGGAGGUACUUUCCUGGACAUGGUAAUUGAUGUCUUUAUAUCCAUCUCUCUCCAAAAAAUUUUGAAUUCUAAACUUUGUUCUGGUUGUAUGCUUUUGUCAAUUCUGCACUUGCCAUAUCUUAAGAGAACAUUUAACUAUAAAUUGGCAUAUUCUGGGAGAAAAGAAGUGAUGGGAAGGUUAGAAUUUCAGUUUGGUUACUGAACAUAUUUUGUACAGUUUCUUGAUUUCUUUAGUAUUAGGUGGCCAGAGAAGAAGUGUAAUGACCUUUUUGGUUUGUGACUGGUGCUGUGUCCAAUGAUUUGUGUGAACCUCGAAAA
This is a messenger RNA of Sesamum indicum (sesame), 1772 nucleotides long. RefSeq names its product peptide transporter family protein. Lineage: Eukaryota; Viridiplantae; Streptophyta; Magnoliopsida; Lamiales; Pedaliaceae. The record is from RefSeq and is a predicted model, not a curated record.